Molecule: messenger RNA, 1190 nt
Organism: Prorocentrum cordatum
Lineage: Eukaryota; Dinophyceae; Prorocentrales; Prorocentraceae
Source: the annotation of a GenBank genome assembly
UCGUCGUCGCCGCCGUCGCCGCCGCCGUCGUCGUCGUCGUCGCCGCCGCCGCCGCCGCCGCCGUCGUCGUCGUCGCCGCCGCCGCCGCCUCAGCGGCGCCCGUGUUCACAGCCGGCGGCUGAAGAUUUUCAAGCCUCGCUUGCGACGUUUCGCCCCCGCUUUGCGGCGCAUUCCGGUUGGUGUCCUCUGACCGAUGGCCAUGGCCCGCGCUGGACGCCGAUCUGCCGCCCUGCCCGCGCUUCUGCUGCUGGCCCUCGGGGCGGCGGCGCUGCUGAGCUCCACGGGCGCCUUCGUGCCGGCGCCGAAGGCCGCCGAGCCAGCCGUGGCCAGCAGCGCGGCGCUGGGCGCCGCGUCGGGGCUUCUCGCUGCGGCGGACGCCGCCCACGCGAACGGAUCGCAGCUGUUCGGGGCCCGCUACACUGGCCUGCUCUUCGAGGAGAUCAUCCCCUACGCCCUGGUGUCGUCCUUCACGAUUCUGUGGGGGAUCGUGCUGGGCUUCGUGCUCCUCCGCCUGCAGGAGGCCUUCCCGGAGUGAGCGGGGCGGCCCGUGCACAGCGGACCGUGGCGCCGGGGACGACGAGGGGGUAUUUGGUCCCUCCGCGACUUGCUCCUCCCCUCGGGCUCCCUCCCUUGCCUCGUCCUCGCUGCUCUCCUCCAUCGUCGUCCCCUCGUGGGGCGGCCUUGCUGGGAGGCCUCGGCGCUUGCUGGGCCGCGGGGGCGCGUGCGCGAGACGCCGAUGGUCGAACACGCUUCCGUGCGGCCGAGUUUUCCUGUUUUGGGUGGAGUUUUUCUCGUCCGCGUGCCGUGAGAGUUGCCGCGGCGAGGGCAGCAAAAAACCCGUCGUCACAUCCUUUCGUCCCCCCCUAUCCUUUGCUCUCUUUCCUCGUCGUUGCCCAGCCGCAGAGCCUUGGAAUUCGAGUCUUCGCUGACCAUGUUUGCCUUGGUCAGCCACUUGGACAGGGUCUUCCGCGACGACGAGGCGUUCGUCGCUCACCGCGUCGCGAAGGUCGUGUGUGCCAGCCUCUGAUCUGGGGGCCGAGCGCGGCCGCCCUUUCCGCCUUGGGGCGAUUGGCGUCUGCCCCUGCCCUCCCCGACGCCCGUGAGCGCUGCGCCGCCCGUUUUCUUCUGGUUCCUGGGUUUGUCCUGGGUCUCCUUCUGGGCCCUGGGUUUUCUUUUGGGUCUUGGGUUUU